Messenger RNA from Nymphalis io (European peacock), 1689 nucleotides. Its product is annotated as meiosis-specific nuclear structural protein 1-like. The transcript is spliced from 9 exons. Bases 140 to 1621 code for a protein of 493 amino acids. The record is from RefSeq and is a predicted model, not a curated record. NCBI's taxonomy places the organism in Eukaryota, Metazoa, Arthropoda, Insecta, Lepidoptera, Nymphalidae.
UUACUGUUGACUGUGUUUUGUUUAUAUAUAUUUUUUAAUUUCAAUAUAAUAACAACUAAUAUUCUGGUUUAUAAUAUUCGUACUGGAAAUACAUUCCAUUAAAGUUUAAAUUGCUGAAACUUUAUUAAUAUAUUAAUUUAUGGAGGCUAAAACCGAGCUUCAACGAAAUGCAGUCGCCGAGGCUCGUCGUAAGGAGCUGGAAACAUACCAAAGGGCUUUGGAUAUCCAAUGGCUAAACAGUCGGAUGUCAGAUGGAGGAAUGGGCCGGAGUCUUGCAUUAAUACAGAAGGAAGCUGAAAUGGAAAAGGAAUUCCAAGAGAGAACAGAUCAUGCAGCUAUUGUUGAUGCUCAAGCUAAGAAAGAAAUAGAUCUGGGCAUAGAAGUCGCAAAAGCUAGAAGGGAGGAGGCUUGUGAACUCCUCAGGCGGCACUACCUCCGAGAGAGGGAUCCAAGUCUUCGAGAAUUGAUUAAAAAAUUACAAGCAGGUUAUGUGCGCCGGGAUUUACAGCAACAAAUACUACACAACGAGUACAGGCGGUUGCAGGAAAAGGCUGAAGAGAAUCGGAGUAAUUCAAUUCUUCUUAAUUCUUUAUAUAACGACCAACACGCAAAAGAAAGAGAAGAGAAAUUAAAAAUGGAUAAAGAAAGUCAAUAUUGCGCUGCGAUACAACAGCAACUCGUGAAUAAGGAGCGUCAAAAGCAGUGUGAUUAUGAAGAGACUAUGCUUGAGAAAAGGGUGAACGAAGACGUGAUGCAAGCUAUCGCGGAUGAAGAUCAGAGAGAACUUUGUCACAAACAUGAACAGACGGAUAAGAUGCGGGUUGAAAUGGUCACAUCUCAGAAGGCAAGAGUAGAUUUGAAGGAAAAGCAGAAGGCGAUGAAUGUCGUAGAAGACAGAAAGAUAGAAGAACAAGUACAAUUUGCUACCGAUCGAAGCUUGGCCAGGGAUGCAGAUAGGGAGCAUAAAGUACAUAUAAGGGAUGAAAAUGAAGAGAAGAUGGCAAAUAAGAUGAUGGCUGCUGUGGCUUGUCGUCAAGAACGUGACGAUGUAAUAACUCAGCAUCAGGAUCAAGAGUUUAUGGAGAAAAACAUUCAAGGGGAUAUUGACGAGCGGACUUACCACGAUCGCAUGCAAUCCGAUACUAAAGAAGGUCUUCUGACGCAGAUGCAAGAAAAGAAGGAUAGUGUGAUCGAGGAGAAACUGAGAGAAGCCGAUUUUAGAAAGACUGUCGACUCGAUGCUGGCAGAAGAGGAUGAACUAGAGAGGGAGAAACAACGUAAAAAGAAGGAGAAAAAUAUGCAAUAUUCUGCUGAUCUCCAACAGCAGAUACAUGAUAAUGCGGUGAGGCGUAAGAAGGAUAAAGAGGACGAGGCAGCACGCUGUAGACAUGAAGCUGAAUAUGAUCAAGGGUGGCGCCAAGAGGUAUCUGAAGAGAGGAAGAAGAUAAUGGAAGAUCAUGUCCCUAAGCUUCUGGGAUAUGUUCAACCAGGCGUUAUCACGCAAGUUGAUAUAGCAAACCCACGCCUAGCUGACCUUGGAAAGGACUUGAUGUCUACUAGUAAACGUCCGAAGAGAUUUCCAAAGUGCAAUGCGCAGUGUCGGAUUUUGAGAGAAUAUUGAUAUUUGUUUAAUUGGAAUAUUUUAUUUACCUGUUAAAUUAAUUUGAUUAAAAUUGUUUGUCAUUUUAA